AUGCCGAGGCUGCUGCAACAGAAAAGGAAGAGCUUGCGGAAGCUGCCAAAGCAAAGGGUGAGGAAAAUGCUGCAGCACUUGCCGAGUUCGACAAGAAGUACGGUAUGGGGCCGGAACAGGCCACAGCGAACGAGACUCAGGAAGCCGAGAAGGCUCCGGAAGCUCCGGCGAAGGAGGGCGAGAACGCCGAGGAAGGCUCUGAAGAUUCCUACGAUGAGAGCGAGGAGGAAGAGGAAGAAGUCGACGAGAGCGCCUCCGAGAGCGAAGGCAAGGCGAAGCCUCGAGCCGGAGCGCCGAACGCCGCGCCGCGCCGUGCCGCGUGGCCGGCUGCCCCCGAGCAGCGGCCGCCCGAGCGAGAUCGGGGAAAUCAUGCUUACAGAGGUGAGCGAGAAGCAGAGGGAAGGCCGGGACGGGAACGGGAAGGACGAGACCCCAGAGAUGCUCGCGAUGGGCGAGGACGGGAACGAGAGAGGGAUCACCGAGACAUGCGUGAUGCCAGAGAUGGGCGAGAAGCCCGAGACACCAGAGACGGUCGCGACGGUCGCGGCGACCGCGAUGGCCGCGACGGUCGCGACGGCCGCGAUGGCCGCGAUGACCGAAAUGGCCGCGAUGGCCGAGAUGGUCGUGAUGGCCGAGACGGUCGGGACCCUCGGGACGGCAGGGAGCGAGAGGCGCGAGACGGGCGAGACGGGCGAGAUGGCCGUGAUGGGUGGCGAGAAGUGCGGGGGCCGCGCGAGCGCCGGAGAUGACCCAUGGCUCGCCCUGCUGGCUUGUGCUUGCGCGGCCAGGUGGCCACGUGUACAAAGGAAGCAUCUUGUCCAGCUUCGGAGAAAGCUCAAUCUGAUGAGCUUUGGCCCUCGACGAAAGGGCGCAGCUUCAAGAUUAUGCGGUAGCAGCCAGAUGAGCCGUUUCAACAGCCACAGGACAAAAGUGUUCCCUGUCAGGAGAGCAGCUUGCAGAACGCCUUUGAUUGUUGCAGGGGGGGAACCAUCAGACACUUGGUUGGGACCUUGCAGGGCAGCAGAAAGAUGCAUCUGCUUUACCCUGGUCCUACUGUUUCAAGCCAGUCCGCGGACAUCUGAGAGCGCCCUCUGUUGGAAUUCCGUCGUCCUGCGUGGUUGUUACGUGUCACAAGAAGUUCCAGAAGACCGUAAACUUUCAACCCUAAGACCCUAA
Symbiodinium sp. CCMP2592 is the source of this 1176-nucleotide messenger RNA. Lineage: Eukaryota; Dinophyceae; Suessiales; Symbiodiniaceae. The record is from the annotation of a GenBank genome assembly.